Corylus avellana is the source of this 993-nucleotide messenger RNA. Its product is annotated as putative serine/threonine-protein kinase PBL12. NCBI's taxonomy places the organism in Eukaryota, Viridiplantae, Streptophyta, Magnoliopsida, Fagales, Betulaceae. The record is from RefSeq and is a predicted model, not a curated record. Gene Ontology annotation, molecular function: ATP binding; protein kinase activity. Gene Ontology annotation, biological process: protein phosphorylation.
AUGGCUGCAAAGCUAGAAGUGUUUACAUUGGAGGACAUAAAAGCUUUCACCGACAACUUCAACAAGAAGAACAUGGUGGGAGAUGUCCAAUUUGGCAAAGUAUAUAGAGGAAAGAUUGAAGGAGGCACGAAUAUUGGAGCAGAAGCUCGAGAUGUGACAGUGAAGAUAUGGAAUAAGUUGUCUGAUUACAUCGCCUUCACAUAUGAUGAGUAUAUGAUGGUCAAAGAAGAAGUUGAGUUUUUAGAAAAUCCAACAAUGAAAGGCCAUCCCAACUUGGCAAAACUGAUAGGCUAUUGCUGUGAAGAAGUAAAGGGUGUUGUUUAUGAGCUUAGUCCAAGAGAUUCUCUGCGAAACCUAAUGGUGAAAGAUGAUCUCAAGUGGGUUCAGAGGAUCAAUAUUAUUCUUGAACUUGCACGCCUUCUUAAGUUUCUUCAUUCUCAAGACAAGCCAUAUCCGGUCUUCAAUGUCAUUGCAUCUCAUAUACUGCUCGAUUGGGAUUUGAAGCCAAAAUUAAUUGAUUUUCCAGUAGUUAGCAAAGGGAUCAUGGGUGAAAGGAGUACACAAAAGAAGUACAUUCGCUGUGUGGAUCCCUAUUUUAAUCUACGAGGAGGUGAUUGGGAAACAAGCUGUGAAGUCUUUUCAUUUGGUAUUAUUCUCCUGGGACUAAUAUCCAAAGGAAUUUCCGACCUUGAGGAACAGGAAAAUCCUGACCUAAUUCUGGACCAUAUGCUACACUCUUGGGCCAAGAUGGAAUACAGACCCCACUGUUCUCUUGCCCACAAAUCCCUUCAAGAAGACUGGGGAUAUCUUGCUGAAGACGGCACUGCAAUUACAGAGCUGGGGAUGCAUUGCAUCGAGUUUGUUCCAGUGAAUCGUCCUUCUAUGGAGGAUGUUCUUGUGCGUCUUGAAAGUUUACAUAUUUUUCAACGUCUUGGUGACUCAAGACCUCACAAAAGGGACAAGAAAUUUCAUGAUGAUCCAAUGUGCAUGUGA